AUGUGUGCUCUCACAGGCUCUCAGCAGGAAGCUCUCCAAGAAUUUCCCGACAUCGAAGGAAUAGACCUUGCUUCCCGAUAUCUUCAUUCCUAUACGCGCGAGAAACUCUCGUUAGAAGUUUGUGCCACGAUUUUGUCGGAAGACUCCACCCUGCACGAGAAGCUCCGGGAGGCACAUAGAUCGCAGGAUUCGGAGGCUCUGGAUAGUAUCUGUGUUUAUGUUACACAAAAUGCGUGGCGGUUUCAUCCCCAUUUACGGAAGAUGAACGAAUUGAUCCACAAAAUUUCUUCUAAUGGCCAGAUGGCACCUAUAAUCAGGGGCGAAUGGAAGCGUCCUUUUUGGAUCUCGAAGCAUGAAGCCAGUGCAAAGACCACGGACCACAUUGAAAGCUUGCAUAUUCCAUUAGGGAGCUUGAAUGAAGAAAUACCUUUGAUUAUUCUUCAUCAGUUGGGUAAUUUCAAACACGAUAUACUACUCAGGAAAAGACUGGACCGAAUAUUUUCCCCUUCGAACCACACGUUUCUUGUGAAUACCUCGGGUACAGGCAAAACCAAGUUGCUUUUCGAAGGACUAUGCUUACACUGGGGCUUUUAUUUGACAUGUGCCGUUGAUACUUUCUUUCUUGGAGCAGGGGAUCUUCCUUCUGUCGUGAACGAAAUAAGUUGGGAUAGUAGCUGGACCCCUCGCCUACCAUCCAGUUCCAGUGCCAAUUACACCUCAUCCCUUCAAACCAAUCUACGGCUGACAUAUCGUGCAAUUAGUGAGGUCCUCCUAGCUCGGCUGAUUCUAUUCAAGAUGUAUCUAGAAAUCUGUUCCAAGGAAGGUUUCUGUCUCGAACAGCGGCAACGCUGGUUGGAAUCACAAAUUUUCCCAAGAGAUAUAUCGACUACCUUCGACUCGUUUGGCAUGCUGAAGUCCGCAAUAGCUGAUGCCCGUUUGAAUGACAAGGAUUUAGACGAAGCCAUUAUGCAUUGUUUGGACGAGAUACAAAACAUAUGGGAAGUAUCUAUCGACGAUUUUUUUUACAUCGUAUUAGACGAAGCAAACGUAGCGUCACGAAAGCACGAGGAGGCGUUCGAAGACCAAUACGGUCACUAUCCAAUCUUGAAGGAGAUUAUACGCAGCCUCCGCCAACGAAUGGGUCACUUGCCUGUUAGAUUUGUUGUUUCUGGUACCAUCAUUCCCGAAGAACACUUCCAGUCAUCUGUCGGCGAGUGGGAUGAUUUUCGCUGGUGUUCAGACACCGGGUCCUUCGAUGAUCCAGAGGAGCAUCGUCGCUAUGUCUCCAAAUUCAUGCCUACUGAAUUUGCUAGUUCAGUCACAGGGCAGACUUUACUAGAUCGUAUGUGGCAAUGGUUGCGUGGAAGGCAUCGGUAUACAGCGUCAUUCCUUGCUGUCUUGCUGCACAAUAGUUUCCGCAGUCCUCAUACGUUACUCGGUCAUUAUAUCGAACGGAUCACUGAAUACAUUCCUCAUGAUAAUCAUGAAUACUCGGGGGAGGAGGAGGCUCGCUACAACGGUUGGUAUGCGCCACUUGGUUCUAGAGGACUUGGUUUAUGGUCACUUAGCACCGUUACUGUGGAAAUGCACCGUGCAGCCACCUCCUUUUUGAGCACUUCGAACGGUUGCAUUGACUGCUUAAAAGAGGACAGGAUUCUGAUCACUGAAGAUUAUGGAUAUUUCAUUGACCCUGACUGUGCACAAAUUGGGCUCAAUGAGCCUUUAACAAUAACGUCUGGCGCAAGUUGGCUGAAGAAAAAUUCGUACUUCGGUUUUGCAAAGUUCAUCAGGAUUUUUUGCAAGAGAUCCGAAGUUGCCGUUCAUCCCACUCAUUUUGCACAUUUUCUGACCUUUUGGCUCGCGUCGCUCUUGCGCCCUCCCUGCAAGAUUUCGGAUGCGUUCAGAAUCAUCGGAUUACCUGCAACCUUCUCUCCAGUGAAACUGGUCACCUGCACAAAGAUAGCACAACAAAUUGAAGCUGUGGACGUGCAUAUACGGGUAGAAAUCUAUGGCAAGCUGGUUUUCAUGGCGAAUAGCGCAGAAGACAUAGUCUCGUGGUUUAAACAUGAGCGGGACGAACCAUUUUGUGCCCUGUUAUCUUCCUCGAGCAACACCGUGAUCCUGGCAUUCUGUCUACAACUUGCCGAUGAACGAUCGUUCUGGGUGUUCGUACGGAUUUCAUCGAAAUCCACAAAUGAAGAGGAUAUAGAUUUUGCGCAGGAAAUUGAUGACCUCCACCCCACCAAGGUCUUCCAUGACCAGCCCGACGUACUUCCACUUCUCAGCGAUUUACCGAACCUCUGUCUUGAAGUCGGGGAACUCGGAGUUCUCCGCAUUUCAGGAUCCUCCUGGGCCGAGAGAGCGACUGAGGACAAGAUUCCUGCUGAACAACGUCCCGCUGGUGUUUUAAAUAUUGACGGGCUGGACAUGGCCGAAAAAGGAGUUCCUCAUAGCGAGUUCAUGCGCCGUCUUUCCCUAGCCAUUGUACAAACGAAGAAAAAAGUAGAAGCUGCACCUCCGCUGACUGUAGAGGAACACUCUAAGAAAGGUAAAAAACGGGGCCGAUCCUCGACUGUAGUAGACGAGGCUGGCGCAGUUACCCCCACUAUCAUUGGAACCGGAAAAACCAAGAGCACGAGGUUCACUAAAGGCAUUGCUGUAGAUCGUAGAGCUGCCGGCGAUCACAGAACAAAGAGUGUAAAGUCUACCAAGGUUGAUGUUGCCACAGGCCCCGAUACCAAACCUGGGAAUGAUCACAAAGGUACUGGUAGAACUGUACGAUCUGGUCGUAGACAACAUAGAAUUGAGACUCAGUCUGAUAGAGUUGAAGCUACUGGUGCAUCAUCUUCGACACCAUAUAACUUGCGGAAGCGAUGA
Lentinula edodes (shiitake mushroom) is the source of this 2877-nucleotide messenger RNA. RefSeq lists its product as uncharacterized. NCBI's taxonomy places the organism in Eukaryota, Fungi, Basidiomycota, Agaricomycetes, Agaricales, Omphalotaceae. Bases 1 to 2877 code for a protein of 958 amino acids. The record is from RefSeq and is a predicted model, not a curated record. The transcript has 6 exons.